UGAUAAUCGAUCGUCGACCUAAUAUCAACAUUUGUUUACUGAGUUCUUAUUUAAUUCAAUAAUUAUAAUUAUCAUGUGUAUUGUGACUGAUAUUUCGAUGACUGCUGAAUUAUAAAUAACGAUAAUAAGGUGCUGAUAAUACAUCACUAAAAACUAACCGAUAACCAUUCACCAGUAAAUAGCGGCUUUAAAACGAUUAUCUAAAACGUUAAGAAGAGAGCGCUUAAUAUUAAAUAAAAUCGUAUUAAAAUAAUCGACCAGUUAUAUUGAGGCAGCAGAACAAGAUUAAAAAAACCUUAAGAGUGUAUUGCACCUACAUAUAUAUACGGUAGACUACUACAACUAUAUAUGCAGCUAAACCGUGAAGCGAAGAGUCGAUACAGCCAAAAGCGAGGAGCCGAGUGGAAAAUAUGAAGUAGUUAGAAAAAAAGGUGCAAGGUGUCGCACGCUGUAUUAUUCUAGCUGGGCUAUAAUUGAUGCUGGUUGUUAUUUCGGACUAUGGAUCCACGGCUGCUUGUUGAUGCUAGCCUUAACCUCAGAUAACUGUUGUUAUUGUAUUGAUCCGAGCACGUUUUUUUAAGCGAAUUUUUAUUAAACAAUAUAAUAAUAUAUCUGAGGACAGUUAUUUAUUAUUUUUAUAUUAAAAAUAGAUAUUUAAACACUUGUAUUUAUUUUAAUUGUAAAUUCAGUGAUUGUUGUAAAUUUUGUUAAGUGUCUAUUGUUAUUUUGCUGGUAAUUUUGUUUAAAAUUAGACAGCUAAAUUUUGUGGUUUGUUAUUGAAAUAAAACAGCAAAUAUAUUGAAUAAAAAAAAUAAUUAUUGUAAAAAAUAUUUAAACAAUGGCAGCUGCAGUUGAAAAUUUCGACGAAUGGUUAAAAAAAAAACUCGAAUCAUUGAACACCGACGUCGACGUAUUUGGGGGUUAUAUCAGAGGGAUAUUAGAAAGUGAUGAGAGUUUGGCCGAAAAACGUGAGGCGCUAGAGGAAUUAAUAUCGAGUGUCACCGAAAACGAUAUCGAUAGUCACGUGUCGGAGAUCCUGGGGUCAUGGAACGAAUUUUUCUCGAAAGUGACCUCCGAUACUGAAGACGAUCCUGUAGAGGACGUCGAGGUUCGGCUUGCGAGGAUGAUGGAGUCCAAGAACCUACCGACCGUCGCCAAAAAAAGCUACUCUGAGGAGGAUCGCAAACUGAGAGACGCGAUUAUUAAAAAAUACGGCGAGGUCGCGGAGGGAAAGAGUGACGAAGAUGAGGAUGGGGAUGAAGAGAGCGGAAGCGAGACCGAAUUGGAGAAGAAUAUGAACGCCGCUACUAUCGCCCAGCAGGAAAAGGAAAAGCGAGAGAGGGCGAAACUCGAGAGUCAAAAGAAGAAAGAAAAGGACAAGGAGGACCGGGAAAAACAAAUCAAACUCAGGGAAGAGAAAAAGGAAAAACGCAAGACACAGAAAGUUGAACGCCGUAGAUAAAUUUCUUACUUUUUUAUUGUUUUGAUUUAUUUGUUUUAACGCUUGUAGUUUUUUUUUUUUUUUUUUUUGUUAAUAAAGCUUUCUUCCGUUUA
This is a messenger RNA of Cotesia glomerata, 1554 nucleotides long. Its product is annotated as coiled-coil domain-containing protein 43. The record is from RefSeq and is a predicted model, not a curated record. The transcript has 2 exons. NCBI's taxonomy places the organism in Eukaryota, Metazoa, Arthropoda, Insecta, Hymenoptera, Braconidae. Bases 839 to 1462 code for a protein of 207 amino acids.